Molecule: messenger RNA, 2667 nt
Organism: Magallana angulata
Lineage: Eukaryota; Metazoa; Mollusca; Bivalvia; Ostreida; Ostreidae
Exons: 14
Coding region: 352-2304 (650 amino acids)
Biological process (GO): signal transduction
Molecular function (GO): protein binding
Source: RefSeq, a predicted model, not a curated record
AAGUGACUUGCGGGACAAUUUAACACUAGUCUAAAGGAAAUAUUUACUAACAGGAUCCUGCACGAGUAAAUAUUUAUCUAUAUACCCAUAGAGAUAUUGGUUCAAUAUGGGAAUUCCAACGAUGCAAUCUCAAGCAUAGCGGAAUCGACGGAAAGCCCAAAAAAAAUUCUUUUGAAGUGAUGGAUUCAUUGUAGUAGUGAAUUCCGUACUCGGAGAAAUGGUAUUUCCGGGUUUUUUGUUGCCUGCGGAGUUGUUUUUGUUCAGUGUUUUCCAGUAAUGUAGAUCUGUGGGUCUAUUUGUGGCACUGUAUUUAUUUGUCGAUCUGUGUGUGUGUAUUCCGCCCCCAAACACAUGUAUAGAGAGAGUCGAUUGAAAAGUCAGACGGAUUCCGCUGUUCCCUCAAAUGGCCCCUUAAGUCUGCAUGAAUCCACCAUUAUGAUGAAUUCAGACUCGGGGCAGUCCCCGGACAAGUCGGGGAGUCAGUCCACGGAGGACACUUCCCAGAAUCCCACAGAACAAAUGAACGGCCAGAUCAACUACGACGAACUCUGCAACGUCAAGAACCUUAAGAAUGAUGAGGUGCUAUCCAGGGUCAGCGAACUUGUGCAAGCUCUUCGGGGAUUGGACGAAUAUGACCGUGGAGAAACCAUGAAAAUCCUAAAGAGUAUCGGCGACACAUACUGGAGUUAUCGAGGCUUUUGGGUCAAAAUCGGCGACACCUUGGCCGACGAAGGAUUCGCUGAGAUAACGAUGAAAAUCUUAAAGACGUUGAACGGGAAGGGCAUCUUUAAGAACGACUCCAUCUGGUUCCCAGUCUACUACUGUUUUAAUACUCUGUGGAACUAUUCCGAUGCAUCGCUCAAACUGGCCAAGUCCAUUGCUGAGAAUGACGGAGUGAGAUUUUUUACAAUAAACUGUGAUCACGCACCUUACAUCAAAAACCUGCAUUCUAAGAAUGUGUAUUAUGUAGUGAAAGCCUCCAUGAGUAUUUUACACAACAUUUCUCGAACCACCGAUAUACAUCACUAUUUCAAAGACAACGGGACAACGGAGGUGAUGCUAAAGUUUGCUACCUCGAAGGAUUUGACGUACGAGAUGUUGAAGGUCAUGUCCCUUCUGACCUUGGCCCAUAUAGUGGAGGAGGAGGACAACGACAAGCUUAUAGAUGAAACAGGUGCUAUCGACUGUUGUGUGAGGUAUAUUCUUAAAGCUCUGAGUUCAGAGAAGAGGCGACACCUUGGGUUCACUCCGCACGAAUUGAUGGAUGGGAUGAGUAAACUAGCCGUCAAUGAUAAAAACAAGAAAAAGAUAGUUGAUGCGGGCGCCCUGCCCGUUUUCCUGACUAUGCUCAAGGGCAGUCACAAAGAAGAGCAGGCAAACGCGGCCCGCGCGAUAUGGACGCUGUCCUUUGACAAAGAGGUUUGUCGACAGAUCGUGGAGUUUCCAGAGAUGAUGGAAACGUUGGAGGCGCUCAAGACAAGCCAGGACAAGGAGGUCGUCAAAAACGUCAACGGAGCACUCUUUGUGUUGAAGGGAGAAAACGAUGUAUCAAAACGUCCAAAAUCUGCCAAGAAAAACAAGGGCCAUGUGUUUAUUAGUUACUCUUGGAACGAGAAGGAAGUUAUCAUGAAACUGAGAGAGAGGUUAAAAAAAGAAGGGGUAGAAGUGUGGAUAGAUGUGGAGAGGAUGGGUGGAUCCACAUUAUCCGCAAUGGCUGAGGCAGUGGAGAAUGCAGCUGUCGUAUUGAUCUGUAUGUCGGAGAAAUACAAGCAGAGCCCCAACUGUCGACUUGAGGCGGAAUACACAUUCCAGAUGCGUAAAGAAUACAUUCCACUCAUGGUUCAGAAGCGGUAUCGCCCGGACGGAUGGCUGGGAAUGAUCCUUGGAGCCAAGCUGUACUUUGACUUCAGCGGGAAAUAUCCGUUUGAGAAACCUUGGAACGGACUGAUGAAAGAAUUGAAGGGAAUGGGGAGGCUGUCUGUGUUGGAGAACAAUGCAUUAGAUAAGACAGAUGCCCCUGUUGCUUCUUCCUCUCCUGCCAUGUUUAGUAGCCAGCCAAGAAGACAGAGCUCAGUGUCUUCCAAGCUGUAUCAAAUGAACACAGAGGAUGUCUCUAACUGGCUGUGUUCUCUAAAACUUGAUGGCUGUGUUCCAUCCUUUGCACAGUUUGAUGGUAAACUUCUGGCUCAGCUGAAAUCUAUGAAGAACGAAGCAGCAGAGUUCUACUAUCACUGUCUGGAAAAGAAUUUGAACAUGAACCUAGUAGAAAUCCUAACGUUCACUGAGGGACUUGAAAAACUUUGAACACAAGUUCAGAAAAAAAAAAUAUCAUAAAAAUCUUGAAUAUUUUUUCAUGGAAAAGGUUUAAGCAUUCUUUUAGAGAGGAUGUGAAUAAUUGUUCAUAAACUGAACCUAGUUCAUCAAUCACUGUCUGGAAAAGAACUUGAAUAUGAACCUGCUGGAAAUUCGGUUGUUCACAGAGGGACUGGAAAAACCAUGAACAUGAGAUUUGGGAAAAAUAAUUCUAGAAGUUCUAAAUAUUUUAAAAAGUAAAACUGGGGGCAAUUUUUAAGAUAGUGUAAGAACACAUUGUUCAAUAAUUGAACAACUUUUUUCUCUAAAUACUAUGGGGAACAGGUGUUCAAAAUCAGAAAAAAAUGUUGAAAA